Molecule: messenger RNA, 4201 nt
Organism: Vanessa atalanta (red admiral)
Lineage: Eukaryota; Metazoa; Arthropoda; Insecta; Lepidoptera; Nymphalidae
Product: ras-specific guanine nucleotide-releasing factor 1-like
Exons: 34
Coding region: 32-4201 (1389 amino acids)
Biological process (GO): positive regulation of GTPase activity; Ras protein signal transduction
Cellular component (GO): plasma membrane
Molecular function (GO): guanyl-nucleotide exchange factor activity; protein binding
Source: RefSeq, a predicted model, not a curated record
UAAACGCAUUGCUGUAAUUUAAAUUAACACAAUGUUGAGUCCGAAGAUUCAGCGAUCGAUUCGAGUCAACGACGGUCAACUGAUAGCGCUGUCUGAACGUGCGCAGUAUGACCACUCACAGACCGGAUACUUACAUAAAAGGAGCUCAGACAACACAAAAUGGCAGCUGCGUUGGUUCGUCCUCUAUCAGAACCUGCUUUUCUACUACGAAUCGGAGAACAACACGCGACCAACUGGCGUGCUUCUUCUAGAAGGGUCGUACUGUGAGCGACUCAGUAAAGCGCCCAUGGAACGAAAUGCCUCGUUCUGCUUCACCAUAUCGUACCGACGAGAGAGUCAAAGACAAUAUGAGCUGCGCGCGGCGUCUGAAGUUGACUGCGUACACUGGGUUGAUGCCAUUCGAGAAGCAAGCUUCAACAAGCUGCUGCUUCAAAAAGAAGAGCUGGAGCAGAAACAGCUUCAUCUGCUCCAAGUAGUAGAAAGCGAGAGAACAUCACGCUGGCAAUAUGCGCAGCAAUGCGACGAACUCGCUAAUGAAGUAAAGAAACUGAGGACAGAGCUGUGCGCAUACAAGAAAGAACACGAACCUGCUACUCGCACAGCAUCUACUACCAGUUUAUCGCCAUCUGAUUCUGAGGAAAUCGAUCCCACGGAACUACGCAAGAUUAAGAAAGUUCAGAGCUUUUUCCGUGGAUGGCUUUGUCGACGUCGAUGGAAGCAAAUUGUGGAGCAAUACAUCAAGAGCCCUCACGCUGAAAGUAUGAGGAAAAGGAACAGUCUUGUUUUCAAAAUGGUUGAAGCGGAGGAAGAAUAUUUAGAGCAAAUGGAAAUUUUGGUGACAUGUUUUCUACGGCCUUUCAAAAUGGCUGCAAGCUCCAAGAAGCCACCUUGCACACACGAAGAUGUCAACUCUAUUUUUCUCAACAGCGAAACAGUACUUUUCCUUCACCAGAUAUUUUUCAAAGGCCUCACUUCAAGAAUGGAGUCUUGGCCGACCCUUGUAUUAGGCGAUCUAUUCGACAUGUUGCUCCCGAUGUUGACAAUCUACCAGGAGUAUGUAAGGAACCACCAUUACUCUCUCCAAGUUCUCACAGAGUGCAAGCAAAGUCAACCCUUUACGCAGUUAUUGGCACGUUUGGAGGGCAAACCAGCUUGUCAAGGAAGAUCUUUAGAAACAUUUUUGACAUAUCCCAUGCACCAGAUACCCCGAUACAUAAUUACUCUGCACGAGCUGCUUGCCCAUACACCUCAUGAUCAUGUGGAGCGUCGUAGCUUGCAACAUGCUCGUGCACAACUUGAGGAGCUCUCGCGGCAAAUGCACGAUGAGGUCAGCGAGACGGAGAAUCUCAGGAAGAACCUGGCUGUGGAGCGGAUGAUCAUUGAAGGGUGUGACAUUCUUCUAGAUGUUAAUCAAGUUUUCAUAAGACAAGGUACUCUUUCUCAAGUGGUCGGUAAAGGUCGCCGUGCAAAUUUGCAAGCUCGCCAGGCGUUUCUCUUCAGCAACCAUUUGCUCUUAACAACCAGAGCUGCUGGUGGAAGAUUGCACCUGCCACCGGCUGGCAGGCUACCAUUACAUGAUGCACUUUUGAUUGAAGAUCCUUCUAAUCAUGACGAUGAUGAUUCUGCGUCGGUGUGUUCAUCGCCAGGCGGAGAUGUAUACCAAGCUAAGGAUUUUAAAAUACUCGUAGAAGUUAAAGGCGAACAAAUAUGCGCUCAUUUAGUCGCGGCAACACUUGAAGAGAAAGCAGCGUGGACCAGCGAGUUAGCUCAAUGUAUGGAAAGUGCUGCACUGACUGAGCUUCUUCGAGCAUGUGGAUCUUGCGGUGCCGCCUCUGCCAGUCUGCCUGCUUGUCGUUCGGACAGGGCUUUAUUCACAGACGACGUCGAUAUAAGAUUUAGCAGGACACUUAAUUCAUGCAAAGUUCCACAAAUAAGAUCUGCAACUCCGCAGAGAUUGUUACAGAGAUUAACUGAUCUCCGCUUUCUCUCUGUGGACUUCCUGAACACAUUCUUGUUGACCUACCGCGUGUUCACGGACGGCGUGACGGUGCUGGAAGCGCUGCAGCAGGUGUUUUACGAACAAUCGCAGCAAGACAUGGAGUUGGCACCACCUACUGAUGCUGCUAGGAAGGCUAGCGGUGCUAGUUCGGUUUCGGGUUACGGGUCAGAAUACAGUGACAGAGAUUGGCAGUCCAGAUUCUGGCGAGGAUCGAGGAAAAGUGAAGAAGAUGAUAAAUUGUCGCCAUAUUUAAUGGCACCAUCGCGUCGCACAUCAACAGUUAGCAAAGUGGAGGAAGACAACAGCCAUUUGCAAAUACCUAAAAUUAUGGCUACUUCCUCUAGUAACGAGACACUUAAAGGUACAUCACCAUCUUCUCCUGGAGCUCUAAGUUCCGUAACCCUCGUUGGAAGUCCGAAAAAAACUAGCCCAGUUGAAACCACGUCGAAAACGGAAACUACAACGCCAGUUAAAGAUAAUGACGCAGCUGCUUCUAUCGUAAAAGAUGAAAGUAUUGAGCUCGUAGAUCAGAGCGAUGAAGACGUAAAAUACAAAGAAGAGGAACCAGAGAAAAAUAAGUAUAAAAUUGAUGAUAAAUUUAAAAUAUCGCAACGGUUUUCGGAGCGUGUUCGUACUAUGUCCGAGAGCCCUCGACGCUUACAUCCAUCAGCUGGAGGAGUUGCGCCAGACGCUCGUCGUCGUUCAGAAGGAGCGAAAGAAACACCAGCUGGAGCAGAGAAAGCAGAACCGCGUCGCGCUUCUGACACAGCUGCCAGGUCUCUACCUAGACGUUCAGUGAGUGAAAGGCGAUGCACCAAUUCGUCGAUCAACAGUGAGCGACGCCGUUAUUGGGGGGGUUCCGAGCCACGAACUUCUGUGACCUCUCAGGUGUCACAAAUGCAGAAUUACCGUCGCGAGACUAGUCAAUCUAAAGCUGGGGUUGUCAUCACAUCAUUCCGUCAAUCGCACAGGAGCUUUGGAAAAGACCUGUUGUGGAGCAGUACAUCUACUGCGGCGGCAGCGUUUGCGGUGGCAACUUCAGCGUCGUCAAAUCCAAGGUCACCGCCGCCGACUUCUCCUCCUCAGACAAGGCGUGAUUCGGUUAUAUCAACUGCAGCCACCAUGCGAGUGCUGAAUGUUUUAAGGCAUUGGGUGUCUAAGCAUUCUUCAGACUUCUGGUCUGAUGAACGUCUCCGUGGAAUGACAAUGGAUUUCCUCAAAGAGAUUGAAGCAAGUCCAGGGUUACUUCCAGCUGAACAUAAAUCCGCAGCACAGUUACUGCGUCUGUUGGAACGUGCUCCGGAUAGAGCUGUUGACUUGAAAGCUCUAUUUAUACCACCAAGAGUUCCUACUAAAGAGAGCGUCGAAACAUUAUCAGCGCUAGAGAUUGCAGAACAGAUGACGUACUUGGAUUAUCAAAUCUUCAGUUCGAUUCAUAGCGAGGAGUUCUUGGGCCAAGCUUGGACGAAAAGCGACAAAGCGGUGCGCGCGCCACAUAUACUGAUGAUGACGGCUCAUUUCAACCAUAUCUCAAACCUCGUUAUAUCGGAGAUUCUGAAGAAGUACACCCUGACUGGUCGAGUAGCUGCCAUUGAAAAGUGGGCAGCUGUAGCCGAUAUUGCUCGAUGUCUCCAUAAUUUCAAUGGAGUACUGCAGGUGUGCGCUGCUCUUUCCAACACAUCUAUUUUCCGUUUGAAAAAGACCUGGGACAAGGUCUCCAAGACUAGUAAACAAACAAUAGAGAGGAUGCAGACGUUGACAUCUUCAGAAUGUCGUUUUAGAGUUUUGAGAGAUGCCUUGCACAGAUGCGAUCCACCUUGCAUUCCGUACUUGGGAAUGUAUCUAUCGGACUUGUCGUUUAUUGAAGAAGGCACUUCAAAUUAUACUCCAGAAGGACUUUUGAAUUUCUCCAAAAUGAGAAUGAUUGCACAUGUAAUUCGUGAAAUCAGGAAUUUUCAGCAGACUCCGUACAAAAUUGAUCAUAUACCAAAGGUAUGCGAGUUCCUGCUGGACCGGUCGCUCGAGAUCCCCGAGGAGCGUCAGUACACGCUGUCGCUGGAGCUGGAGCCGCGAGCGGCGCGCGGCUCGGCCGGCGGGCUGCACCCCGCGCCCGCCUCCCCCGCCUCGCCCUCCGCGCAGCGCAGACGUCGCGCCUCGCUCGCCGCGCUCGCGCCCCUCGCGCCGCUCAAGGCCGACCAUUAG